Choloepus didactylus (southern two-toed sloth) is the source of this 10556-nucleotide messenger RNA. It is a transcript of the gene COL6A3, whose product is annotated as collagen type VI alpha 3 chain. Gene Ontology annotation, molecular function: protein binding; serine-type endopeptidase inhibitor activity. NCBI's taxonomy places the organism in Eukaryota, Metazoa, Chordata, Mammalia, Pilosa, Megalonychidae. Bases 281 to 9814 code for a protein of 3177 amino acids. The transcript is spliced from 44 exons. The record is from RefSeq and is a predicted model, not a curated record.
CCCUGGCUGUCUCCCUGGACCUGGUCCAGCUGAGAGCUCAGCUUUCCACCAAAGCUGCUCAGUUCUCCAGGGCUGCAGCCUCCUGCAACAUCUGCAGGGGAAGUCUCCUCCUCCUGCUCAAGGAGCCCCUCUCCUUCGGUGGAGACAGACGACAGAAAGCGGAGAUCCAGCCGUGGAGAACUAUGCAUCAGAUCCAAACAUAACUGACUAGAGAAGUUCAGGGACAUAUAAGCCUUCGGUUUGCUCAGGGGUCCAUACUUGGUGCUUAGAAAAACUCAAAAUGAGGAAGCAUCGGCACUCGCCUUUGCUGGCCAUCUUUUGCCUCUUUCUCUCAGGCCUUUCCUUGACUUGUGCCCAACAACAACAAGCAGAUGUCAAAAAUGGUGCCACGGCCGAUAUAAUAUUUCUAGUGGAUUCCUCUUGGAGCAUUGGAAAGGAACAUUUCCAACUUGUUCGAGAGUUUCUCUAUGAUGUUAUAAAAUCUUUAGCGGUGGGAGAAAAUGAUUUCCAUUUUGCUCUGGUCCAGUUCAACGGAAACCCACAUACCGAGUUCCGGUUAAAUACCUAUCGCACUAAACAAGAAGUCCUUUCCCAUAUUUCCAACAUGUCUUACCUUGGGGGACGCAAUCAGACUGGAAAAGGAUUAGAGUACGUAAUACAAAAUCACCUGACAGAGGCUGCUGGAAGCCGGGCCAGUGAUGGAGUCCCCCAGGUUAUCGUAGUUCUAACCUAUGGACCCUUGGAGGACAGCCUUGCUCUGCCCUCAGGCGAACUUAAGUCCGCUGAUGUUAACGUGUUUGCAAUCGGAGUUGAGGAUGCAGAUGAAGGAGCGUUAAAAGAAAUAGCAAGUGAACCACUCAAUAAGCAUGUUUUCAACCUAGAGAAUUUUACCUCACUUCAUGACAUAGUAGGAAACUUAGUGUCCUGUGUUCACUCAUCCCUGACUCCAGAAAGGUCUGGAGUCACAGAAACCCUUAAAGACAUCACAGCACAAGACUCUGCUGACAUUAUUUUCCUUAUUGAUGGAUCAAACAACACCGGAAGUAUCAAUUUCGCAAUCAUUCGAGACUUCCUUGUAAAUCUCCUUGAGAGACUCUCAGUUGGAGCUCAGCAGAUUCGAGUGGGGGUGGUCCAGUUUAGCGAUGAGCCCAGAACUGUGUUCUCCUUGAACACCCACUCCACCAAGGCCCAGGUUCUGGACGCGGUGAAAGCCCUCAGCUUCACCGGUGGGGAGCUGGCCAAUGUUGGCUCUGCCCUUGAGUUUGUGGCUGAGCAUCACUUCACCCGGGCGGGGGGCAGCCGAGUGGAGGAAGGGGUUCCCCAGGUGCUGGUCCUUGUAAGUGCCGGGCCUUCCAGUGACGAGAUCCGCGACGGGGUGGUAGCACUGAAGGGGGCUAGCGUGUUCUCGUUUGGCCUCGGAGCCCAGGCCGCCUCCAGGGCAGAGCUUCAGCACGUAGCUACCGAUGACAACCUGGUGUUCACUGUCCCGGAAUUCCGUAGCUUUGGGGACCUCCAGGAACAAUUACUGCCGUACCUUGUUGGCGUGGCCCAAAGGCACAUUGUCUUGCAACCCCCAACCAUUGUCACACAAGUCAUCGAAGUCAACAAGAGGGACAUAGUCUUCCUGGUAGAUGGCUCAUCGGCCCUGGGACCAGCCAACUUCAACGCAAUCCGCGAGUUCAUUGCCAAAAUCAUCCAGAGGCUGGAGAUCGGACAGGACCUGAUCCAAGUGGCAGUGGCUCAGUAUGCAGAUACCGUGAAGCCCGAGUUUUAUUUCAACAGCUACCCAAGCAAAAAGGAAGCCACGGCGGCCGUGCGGAGAAUGAAGGCCCUGGACGGCCCGGCCCGCUACACGGGCUCCGCGCUAGACUUCGUCCGGAACAACCUGUUCACGAGCGCGGCCGGCUACCGGGCUGCGGAGGGCGUCCCGAAGCUUCUGGUGCUGCUCACAGGUGGUAAGUCCGGAGACGAAAUCGGCCAGCCCGCCCAGGAGCUGAAGAGAAGCAGCAUCAUGGCCUUCUCGGUCGGGAACAAGGAGGCUGACCGGGCUGAGCUGGAAGAGAUCGCAUUUGAUUCCUCCCUGGUGUUCAUCCCCGCCGAGUUCCGGGCCAUGCCCUUGCAAGGCUUGCUGCCCGGCCUGCUGGGGCCGCUGAGGACCCUCUCCGGGACCACAGAAGUUCGUGCAAACAAAAGAGAUAUCAUCUUUCUUUUGGAUGGAUCGUCCAACGUUGGAAAAACCAAUUUCCCUUAUGUGCGUGACUUUGCUGUGAACCUAGUUAGCAGCCUUGAUGUUGGAAAUGACAAUAUUCGUGUCGGUUUAGUGCAAUUUAGUGACACUCCCGUCACGGAGUUCUCUCUAAACACAUAUGAGACCAAGGCAGAUUUGCUCGCUCACCUGAGGCAGUUGCAGCUCCAGGGGGGGUCGGGCCUGAACACGGGCGCGGCCCUGGGCUUUGUCCAUGCCAACCACUUCACGGAAGCCGGCGGAAGCAGGAUCCGUGAACACGUGCCACAGCUCCUGCUCCUGCUCACGGCCGGGCAGGCUGAUGACUCCUAUUUGCAAGCUGCCAAUGCCCUAGCGCGGGCGGGCGUCCUGACCUUUUGUGUGGGAGCUAGCCAGGCGAAUAAAGCAGAGCUCGAGCAGAUUGCUUUUAACCCGAGCUUGGUGUACCUCAUGGAUGAUUUCAGCUCCCUGCCGGCUUUGCCUCAGCAGCUGAUUCAGCCCCUAACCACAUAUGUUAGUGGAGGUGUGGAGGAAGUCCCACUCGCCCAGCCAGAGAGCAAGCGAGACAUUCUCUUUCUCUUCGAUGGCUCGUCCAAUGCCAUGGGCCAGAUAGCUGCCAUCCGAGACUUUCUCCAUAAGGUUAUCGAUGAGCUCGACGUGAAACCCGACGGAACCCGGAUCGCCUUGGCCCAGUACAGCGAUGAUGUCAGGGUGGAGUCCCGUUUCAAUGAGCACCAGAAUAAGCCUGAAAUCCUGAGUCUAGUGAAGAGGAUGAAGCUCAAGACGGGCAAGGCCCUCAACCUGGGGUAUGCUCUGGACUACGCGCAGCGGUACAUCUUCGUUAAGUCGGCCGGGAGCCGGAUCGAGGAUGGAGUGCUGCAGUUCCUGGUGCUGCUGGUUGCAGGGAGGUCGUCUGACAGCGUGGACGGGCCGGCUGGCAACCUGAAGCAGACUGGGGUGGUACCGUUCAUAAUCCAAGCCAAGAACGCAGACCCCACGGAACUGGAGCUGAUCGUUCCGUCCCCCGCCUUUAUCCUGGCUGCGGAGUCGCUUCCCAAGAUGGGAGACCUCCAACCACAGAUAGUGAAUCUCUUAAAAUCGGUGCAGAAUGGGGCACCAACACCAGUUUCAGCCGAAAAGGACGUGGUGUUUCUGAUCGAUGGCUCUGACGGCGUCAGAAGCGGCUUCACUGUACUGAAAGAGUUUGUCCAGCGAGUGGUGGAGAGCUUGGACGUGGGCCCAGACCGGGUGCGCGUGGCCGUGGUGCAGUACAGCGACCGGACCCGGCCGGAGUUCUACCUGAAUUCGUACAUGGACCAGCAGGGUGUCGUCAACGCCAUUCGCCAGCUCACCUUGCUGGGAGGGCCAGUCCCCAACACCGGGGCUGCCCUGGAUUUCGUCCUGAGGAAUAUCCUCAUUGCCUCCGCGGGCAGCAGGAUGGCAGAAGGCACCCCCCAGCUGGUGAUCAUCCUCACAGCGGACAGGUCUGGGGACGAUGUGCGGGGCCCCUCGGUGGUCCUCAAGAGGGGCGGGGCAGUGCCCAUCGGCAUCGGCAUUGGGAAUGCCGACAUCACCGAGAUGCAGACCAUCUCCUACAUCCCGGACUACGCCGUGGCCAUCCCCACCUUCCGACAGCUGGCGACCGUCCAACAGGUCGUCUCCGAGAGAGUGACCCGGCUCAGCCGGGAAGAGUUGAGCAGGUUGCAGCCAGUUUUGAUCCUUCCCACGAGUCCAGAUGUUGGUGGCAAGAAGGAUGUGGUCUUUCUCAUCGAUGGAUCCCAAAGAGCUGCGCCAGAGUUUCAGUACAUCCGCACUCUCAUUGAAAGGCUGGUGGAAUCCCUGGACGUGGGCUUCGACACGACCCGGGUAGCAGUGAUCCAGUUCAGUGAGGACCCCAAGGUGGAAUUUCUCCUGAAUGUUCAUACCAGCAAGGAGGAAGUGCAGAAUGCAGUGAGGAGCCUGAGGCCCAAAGGUGGGAGGCAAGUCAACAUUGGGGGAGCCCUGGAGUACGUGUCCAAGAAUAUCUUCAAGAGGCCACUGGGGAGCCGGAUUGAAGAGGGUGUCCCUCAGUUCCUGGUCCUCAUCAUCUCUGGGAGAUCUGAUGAUGAGGUUGAUGAUUCAGCAGUGGAGCUCAAGCAGUACGGGGUAGCGCCUUUUACCAUCGCAAGGAAUGUAGACCAGGAGGAGCUGGUGAAGAUCUCUCUCAGCCCUGAAUAUGUGUUCUCGGUGAGCACCUUCAGGGAGCUGCCCAGCCUGGAGCAGAAAUUGCUGACGCCUAUCACAACCCUGACCUCAGAGCAAAUACAGCGAAUCCUGGCUAGCACUCGCUAUCCUCCUCCAGCUGUUGAGAGUGAUGCUGCAGACAUUGUCUUUCUAAUUGAUAGCUCUGACGGCAUUAGGUCUGAUGAUAUUGCACACAUCCGAGAUUUUGUUGGCAGGAUUGUCCAAAGACUCAACAUCGGCCCUAGUAAAGUGAGGAUUGGUGUUGUGCAGUUCAGCAAUGAUGUCUUCCCAGAAUUCUUCCUGAAGACCUACAAAUCCAAGCCCGCUGUGCUUGAUGCCUUACGUCGCCUGAGGUUAAAAGGAGGCUCUCCGCUGAACACUGGCAAAGCUCUGGAAUUCGUGGCAAGAAAUCUCUUUGUUAAGUCUGCUGGAAGCAGGAUAGAAGAUGGGGUGCCCCAACAUCUAGUCCUGUUUCUUGGUGGAAACUCCCAGGAUGACGUUUCCAGGUUUUCACAGGUGAUCGGCUCCUCUGGGAUCAUAAGCUUAGGGAUAGGAGACCAAGAUGUUGACCUGACCGAGCUGCAGACCAUCACCAACAACCCCACAUUGGCCUUGACUGUGCAAGAAUUUUCACAGCUUCCCAACAUAGAAAACAGAGUCUUGUACUCAUUUGAACCCUCUGGAGCCACCCCUGCACCUCCAGGAGUGGACACACCUCCUUCUUCACGGCCAGAGAAAAAGAAAGCAGACAUUGUGUUCCUGUUGGAUGGCUCCAUCAAUUUCAGGAGGGACAAUUUCCAAGAAGUGCUCCGUUUUGUGUCCGGAAUUGUAGACACGGUUUACGAAGCAGGGGACUCCAUCCAAGUGGGGCUGGUCCAGUACAACACGGACCCCACCGACGAAUUCUUCCUCAAGGACUUCACCACCAAGCGGGAGAUUAUAGACGCCAUCAACAAAGUGGUCUACAAAGGGGGGCGACAUGCCAACACCAAGGUGGGCCUCCAGCACCUGCGGCUCAAUCACUUCGUGCCCGAGGCAGGCAGCCGGCUGGAUCAGAGGGUGCCUCAGAUCGCCUUCGUGAUCACGGGAGGGAAGUCGGUCGAGGACGCCCAGGAGAUGAGCCUGGCGCUCACCCAGAGAGGUGUCAAGGUGUUCGCGGUUGGCGUGAGAAACAUUGACUCAGAGGAGGUUGGGAAGAUGGCGUCCAACAGCGCUACGGCGUUCCGCGUGGGGAAUGUCCAGGAGCUGUCGGAAUUGAGCGAGCAAGUGUUGGAAACUUUGCACGAUGCGAUGCAUGAGACUUUAUGCCCUGGUGUGACUGAUGUUUCUAAAGUCUGUAAUCUGGAUGUGAUUCUGGGAUUUGAUGGUUCGACAAACCAGAAUGUAUUUGUGAGCCAGAAAGGGCUUGAGUCCAGGGUGGAUGACAUCUUGAAUAGAAUCAGCCAGAUGCAGAGGAUUAGCUGCACUGGCAGCCAGGCACCCACCGUGCGGGUGUCGAUCGCGGCCAACACUCCCACUGGGCCCGUGGAGGCCUUUGACUUUGAUGAGUACCGGCCAGAGCUGUUUGAGAAAUUCCGGAACAUGCGCAACCAGCACCCCUACGUCCUCACUGCGGACACGCUGAAGGUCUACCAGAACAAGUUCAGGCAAUCCUCGCCCAACAGCGUGAAGGUGGUCAUUCAUCUUACCGAUGGGGUGGAUGGAGAUAUGGCCAAUUUACAAAGAGCGUCUGAGGAGCUCCGCCAAGAAGGUGUCCAAGCGCUGAUCUUCGUGGGCCUGGAGCGUGUGGCCAACUUGGAGAGGGUGAUGCAGCUGGAGUUCGGACGAGGGUUCACGUACAACAGGCCCCUGAGUCUUAAUUUGCUGGAUUUAGAUUACGAACUAGCAGAGCAACUUGACAACAUCGCCGAGAAGGCUUGCUGUGGGGUUCCCUGCAAGUGCUCAGGACAGAGGGGAGACCGGGGGCUCAUCGGCAACAUCGGGCCAAAGGGCAUUUCUGGAGAAGACGGCUACCGAGGCUACCCUGGUGAUGAGGGUGGACCGGGUGAACGAGGCCCUCCUGGCGUGAACGGCACUCAAGGUUUCCAGGGCUGCCCCGGCCAGAGAGGGACCAAGGGCUCUCGCGGAUUCCCAGGAGAGAAGGGUGAAUUAGGAGAAAUCGGGCUGGACGGUCUUGACGGUGAAGAUGGAGACAAAGGAUUGGCUGGUUCUUCUGGAGAGAAAGGAAGUCCUGGAAGACGGGGUGACAAAGGACCCAAAGGAGACAGAGGAGAAAGGGGAGACGUUGGAAUCCGAGGCGACCCUGGUGAGUCGGGACGGGACAGCCAGCAAAGAGGACCCAAAGGAGAAGCCGGGGAAAUUGGCCCCAUGGGUCUCCCUGGGAGAGAUGGAGUAUCUGGAGGCCCUGGAGAAGCUGGGAAGGAUGGUGGCUUCGGCCGGAGGGGACCAGCAGGAGCUAAGGGCAACAGAGGAAAUCCAGGCCAGCCGGGCUUUGUGGGAGAACAGGGGACCAGGGGGUCACAGGGCGCCCCCGGCCCCACGGGUCCUCCAGGGCUGAUUGGUGAGCAAGGCAUCCCCGGGCCUCGGGGAAGCGGAGGCACGGCUGGUGCUCCAGGAGAACGCGGCAGGACUGGCCCCCUGGGAAGAAAGGGUGAUCCUGGAUUACCAGGACCAAAAGGAGGAGCCGGGAGCGGCGGCCCCCGUGGGGAGACGGGUGAUGACGGACGAGAUGGUGUGGGCAGCGAAGGACGAAAAGGCAAAAAAGGAGAAAGAGGGUUCCCUGGGUAUCCAGGACCAAAGGGCACCCCCGGUGAGCCAGGGGUAGACGGAGCACCGGGACCCAAAGGGAUCAGGGGCCGAAGGGGAAAUGCAGGACCUGCGGGGCCAGUUGGACAGAAGGGAGAUCCUGGCUACCCAGGACCAUCUGGCCACAAAGGGAACAGAGGCGACUCCGUCGAUCAAUGUGCCCUUGUCCAGAGCAUCAAGGACAAGUGCCCUUGCUGCUAUGGACCCCUGGAGUGUCCCGUCUUCCCGACGGAACUGGCCGUCGCUUUAGACACCUCCGAGGGGGUCACCCAAGAAACGUUUAGCAGGAUGAGAGACGUGCUCUUGAGCAUUGUCGGCGACCUGACCAUCGCUGAGAGCAACUGCCCCCGGGGGGCCCGCGUGGCCGUGGUCACCUACAACAACGAGGUCACCACGGAGGUCCGCUUUGCCGACUCCAAGAAGAAGUCCGCUCUCUUGGACAGGAUCAAGAACCUCCAGGUGGCUCUGACAUCCAAGCAGCCAAGUCUGGAGACCGCCAUGUCAUUUGUGGCCCGAAACACAUUCAAGCGAGUGAGGAAUGGAUUCCUGAUGAGGAAAGUGGCCAUUUUCUUCAGCAACAGGCCCACGAGAGCGUCCCCCCAGCUCAGAGAGGCUGUGCUAAAGCUUUCGGAUGCGGGGAUCAUGCCCCUGUUCCUCACGAGCCAGGAGGACCGGCAGCUCAUCAACGCUUUGCAGAUCAACAACACCGCGGUCGGACACGCGCUGGUCCUACCCGCCAGGGGAGACCUCACUGACUUCUUGAAGAAUGUCCUGACUUGUCACAUUUGCUUGGAUAUCUGCAACAUCGACCCGUCCUGUGGCUUUGGCAGCUGGAGGCCUGCUUUCCGGGACAGGAGGGCGGCGGGCAGUGACGUCGACAUCGACAUGGCCUUCAUCUUGGAUAGCUCAGAGUCCACCACACUCUUCCAGUUCAACGAGAUGAAGAAGUACAUGGGAUACCUGAUCAGACAGCUGGACCUGAGCCCAGACCCCAAGGCCUCCCAGCACUUUGCAAGGGUGGCAGCUGUGCAGCAGGCUCCCUAUGAGUCCGUGGGCAAUGCCAGCGAGCCGCCCGUGAAGGUGGAAUUCUCCCUGACCGACUAUGGCUCCAAGGAGAAGCUGGUGGAAUUCCUCAGCAGUGGAAUGAAGCAGCUGCAGGGAACCAGCGCCUUGGGCAGCGCCGUGGAAUACACGGUGGAGAACAUCUUCGAGAGCGCGCCCAACCCGCGGGACCUGAAGAUCGUGGUCCUGAUGCUGACGGGCGAGCUGCAGAAGCAGCAGCUGGAGGAGGCCCGGAGAGCCAUCCUGCAGGCCAAAUGCAGGGGCUACUUCUUCGUGAUUCUGGGCAUUGGCAGGAAGGUGAACGUCAAGGAGGUGUACAGCUUCGCCAGCGAGCCGAACGACGUCUUCUUCAAACUAGUGGAUAAGUCGUCGGAGCUCAACGAGGAGCCUCUGAUGCGCUUUGGGCGGCUGCUGCCUUCUUUUGUCAGCAGUGAAAAUGCUUUUUACUUGUCCCCAGAUAUUAGGAAGCAGUGUGAUUGGUUCCAAGGGGACCAACCAACAAAGAAUUCUGUGAAGUUUGGUCACAAACAAGUAAAUGUUCCGAAUAAUGCCACUUCCAAGCCUACACCCAAACCAGUGACCACGACGAAGCCAGUGACCACAACAAAGCCAGUGACCCCAACCACAAAACCAGUGACCACAACCACAAAACCAGUGACCAUAACCACAAAACCAGUGGUCAUCGUAAAUCAGCCAUCGGCGAAGCCUGCCGUCGCAAAGCUCGUGGCUGCCAAGCCUGAGGCCACCAAGCCCGAGGCCACCAAGACGGACACUGUCAAACCAGUGGCUGCGAAACCUGUGCCAGCGAAGCCUGUGGUGGCGAAGCCAGCAGCUGCAAAACCAGCCACCCCCGUGAAACCCUCCGCCACCAGGCCCGAGGCCACCAAGUCACAGGCAGCUAAACCGGCCGCCGUCAAGCCCGUAGUGAGGGGGCCCCGAGAGGUGCAGGUGUCUGACAUCACAGAGAACAGUGCCAAACUCCACUGGGAGAGACCCGAGCCCCCGAGUCCCUACUUCUACCAUCUCACCGUCACCUCGGCCCACGACCAGUCCCCGGUUCUGAAGCACAACCUCACGGGCACGGACCGCGUCAUCGGGGGGCUGCUCGCCGGGCAGACGUAUCACGUGGCGGUGGUCUGCUACCUGAGAUCCCAAGUCAGGGCCACCUACCAAGGAAGCUUCACUACAAAGAAAACUCAGCUUCCACCUCCACAACUAGCAAGAUCAGCUUCUAGUUCAACCAUCAAUCUAAUGGUGAACACCGAGCCUUUGGCUGGUCCUAUAACAGAUAUAUGUAAGCUUUCAAAAGAAGAAGGGACUUGCCGAGACUUUAUUUUGAAGUGGUACUAUGAUCCGGAGACCAAAAGCUGUGCAAGGUUCUGGUAUGGAGGCUGUGGUGGAAACAAAAACAGAUUUAAUUCACAGGAAGAAUGUGAACAGGUUUGCAUUUCCGGCUCAGUACUUGUCAACCCUGGAGUCAUCAGUGCGAUAGAAACCUAAGGACGGCUGCCAGCCACACAUACCUCUUAAAGAAGAAGGAGUCAGCCAUUCCCAACUCAUCCGUGUAGAACCCAGCAUACAUUACCUUGCACUGUACCAUUUCCUGCUUUGAUUGACACUCGAACUUGGGAGAUCUCCUGCUGCAUGACUUAUCAAUAUGGUGCUAAAUGUGUCUGUGGACCCCCCGCUGUUUGUCUCCAGGCAGUUAUAUUGUAUACUUGGAACGUUGUGUAAUCGUUAUCCACUGCUGGUGUUUAUGUGAACAUUUCUAUAAAUUCAGAUUCCCUCUGGAGUUUCGUUUCAUGCCUGUUUCAGGCAAAUGUAAGGUCUAGAAAGUAACCUGAAAUUCCACAGCUUCUCUCUGUGCUUUAGCUUGGCUCAUUUUCCUCCUUCUUGAUUAAGCACGGCGUUAGAUGAGCAGCCUGUGUAGGAUGGAUAAACAAAAAUCCAACUUCUUUUAUUUUUUUUCCAUUUCUUGGAUUAGAUUUCGAGCUAAUUUUCUGCUUUUAAAGCUUGUAACAUAUGAUCUAGUUAGAAGGAAGCAAAGUCUCUUAAUCUGUUUGCACUGUUGGGACCAAUGCCUUAAUUAAAGAAUUUUUAAAAAGCCGUAAUACCGAAUAUUUUUGGCAUUCCUCUAAUGUGUGUUGUUAUUUUGUUGGGGAGGGGGGUGUUUAAUUUUAAUUUUAAAAUUUUUAGGAAAUUUAUACAAAGAAACUUUUUAAUAAAGUAUAUUGAAAGUGUU